AUGUCUCUGUUGUUCUUUAGGGUUCAAGUGUUGGAGGUGAGCCAGAAGGAAGACAACUGGGGUUUGGGGAGUGUCUUGGUGAAAUUCAUAGAUGAAGGCAGGACCAAGCUCAUCGCAAGAGACAAGCUGCUGCUGCUCCCAGAGAAGUUCCACACUCUGCCCCCUCAGGCUGUGGAGUUCAUUGUUUGUAGGGUGAAACCAGCUGACAGUGAAAUUGAAUGGAACCCAAAGGUUACUAGAUACAUUCAUCAUAAGAUUGUUGGAAAAAUGCAUGAUGCCAAAGUGGUUCUAGCCUUGGGAAAUACCCUUUGGAUUGAUCCAAUGGUGCAUGUUACAAAACUAUCAAAUCUAAAAACCUCUAUCAUUGAUUAUAAUGUUCGAGCUGAAAUUUUGUCCAUGGGAAUGGGUAUUGAUAAUUCAGAACACAUAGAACAACUGAAAAAACUAUGCAAAGAAGCCAAACUGCCAGCUUUCGAGGACCUUCUGGGCCAGACUUC
Alexandromys fortis (reed vole) is the source of this 497-nucleotide messenger RNA. RefSeq names its product putative ATP-dependent RNA helicase TDRD12. The annotation marks the transcript as partial. Gene Ontology annotation, biological process: germ-line stem cell division. The record is from RefSeq and is a predicted model, not a curated record. Lineage: Eukaryota; Metazoa; Chordata; Mammalia; Rodentia; Cricetidae. The transcript is spliced from 3 exons.